AUGCCGUUGUGUGCAUUCAGCAGUCACACCCAUUCACAGUCCCAUAUUGCUAAACCAAUGAGCGUUGGGUCACCCACUUUCUCAAGUUCACAAGAGCCCAUAAAAGAUGAAGACUCGCUUCACAAAGGAAGAAAGCGGAAGGCAACCACACAAGCCGUUCAAAUAAGCCCCAUUUGCCAGCAUGAAAUAGAAAAUAUUCAUACAACUGAGCUACCUUCUCCCGACGGUGCCUGCCAGUAUGUCAAGGACAGACUAAUGGGGAAGAUUACCUGCAUGGUGUGUGGCAAAGAAGGGCAUUACACUUGUGAUUGCCCCAUGAAGGAUCAAGAGGAAAAGGUCAUAUGCACUCUUUGUAACAAGGCUGGCCACUGUCAUUUGUGGUGUUGUCGACAGAAUGUGUCAGAGAAUCUUGCUUGCCAUCGUUGUGGCGAAAAAGGGCACUACGCCAAUAAGAAGCUCAGUCAUUUUGGCGAAACGUGCAGUCAUAAUAGGGAAAUCAGUUGCUCCAGCUGUGAUACAAACCAUCUACUCGGAGAUUGUCCUAUGGGAAAAAUUACAUGUUUCCUUUGUGAGGGGAAACAUCAUGUGCCUGCUCAGUGCCGCUUAAGUCCAAUCCUCACUAUAGCAACUCAGUAUCAUCGAGAAAGUUUACGUGCCACGCUGAAUAAGUUAAUGACAGAAACAAGUAGCAGAACAUUGACACCAGUGAAGCCAUCUGGAAAAUUGCCACAUUAUAAAGCAGUGCCCAAGGUCUCAAACUUCAGCAGUAGUAAUGGGCAGGGCCAUUCUGCGAAGAAGAACCCCAUGAGAAGUGAGUUUCAUGGUUGA
Molecule: messenger RNA, 828 nt
Organism: Miscanthus lutarioriparius
Lineage: Eukaryota; Viridiplantae; Streptophyta; Magnoliopsida; Poales; Poaceae
Source: the annotation of a GenBank genome assembly